Messenger RNA from Schistocerca serialis cubense, 1194 nucleotides. Its product is annotated as WASH complex subunit 3-like. The transcript is spliced from 4 exons. The record is from RefSeq and is a predicted model, not a curated record. Bases 896 to 1189 code for a protein of 97 amino acids. Lineage: Eukaryota; Metazoa; Arthropoda; Insecta; Orthoptera; Acrididae.
CCAGUGACUACGGCGUGGACCUGUAUGGCGAAUGUGCGCGGAUGCAUUGAAGGAUUUAUGUUAUGGAAAAUGAUGAAUUAUGGGGCUACUGAAUACAGAUAUGUAACCUAGCUGACAGCAUAAUCACGCUGGGAUAUGCGUAAUUGAUGUGGGUUAUCUGUUGUCAACAGAAAAGUGCACAUCUUUAUAACAAGGUGGCUGAUCAUUGAAUGUAGGUGAUUCAAUAAAUUUGAUACGGAAUUUCAGGUGAUGAUCGGCAUAAUUUUAUUGAAGCAACCUGUUUACAUACUGACGUGCAGAUUAUUUAUGUACAAAAAACAUCAAACGUGGCGAAAUAGGCAAAGUAAUUCUUAAUACUUAUCCCUGUUUAUAUUUCACGCAGACACUAUAUAAAUCUAUGCAGAGAUGUGUAUUGAAUGUAUGUAGAGUGAGGAGGGAUUGAAAGAGUCGUUCAAAAUGUGAAGACCAAGAGUGAUUGGAGCUCUAGUCAAUGCAAAUGCCUGGAGUGACCUGUGUGUGUCGAGGCCAUGCUAUGUACCAACCGCUUAGAAAUCGUAAAAAAGAAGGAAAAAAAAAGGCUGCUGUGGUUGACAUGAUGUAAUUUGGUUUAAUUUUUGCAUCAUGAGUCACCUCCCUUACACCCUCCCGCGCUACCUCGACCGCACUCCUUGAAAGUCUGACUGCAGCUUAAUAUAGUGCUGCAAAUUAUAUUUUCUGGGAGUAAUUAUACUAUUGUGACAUGCAUUUAAAAGAAAUGCAAACUUCUGAAAACGAUGCGUGCAUAUAAAGACGAAGUUUCUUAAUGGAAACUUGGCCUAAUGGUUGGGUGUAAAUGUGUUUUUAAGUAAACUUCAGCUUCGAUGAAGAUGUAACACCCAUCCACACAAUUGUGUGGAUGGGUAUUGUUGAAGAAGAAGAAGAAGAAGCAAUACCUACUGUGGAGUUCAUUGGAGCCCAGGAUACUGAGGAUGAAGAGGAGGAAGAGAUGGAGGCGGCCACUGAAUCUAUACCAGACAGCCCAGCGUCGCCAUCACCGCCUCCACCAUCGCAGAACCCACCACCACUACCACCACCACCACCACCACCACCACCACCACCACCAAGGUGGCGCAUGCUCCCUGAGGAGUAUGUAGAUGAAGGCAAUGAUGUUGAUGUUAUAAUCUCAUACGAAAUAAUAAAUAUCGAUUAAAAGGA